This is a messenger RNA of Gamsiella multidivaricata, 207 nucleotides long. RefSeq names its product DNL zinc finger-domain-containing protein. NCBI's taxonomy places the organism in Eukaryota, Fungi, Mortierellomycota, Mortierellomycetes, Mortierellales, Mortierellaceae. Gene Ontology annotation, biological process: protein import into mitochondrial matrix; protein stabilization; protein folding. Gene Ontology annotation, molecular function: protein-folding chaperone binding; zinc ion binding. The transcript has a single exon. The annotation marks the transcript as partial. Gene Ontology annotation, cellular component: mitochondrion. The record is from RefSeq and is a predicted model, not a curated record.
CGGAUGCUCAUCGGCUUCACUUGCACCGUCUGCAACAACCGUUCCCACAAGACCAUGUCCAAACAUGCCUAUAACCACGGCGUCGUUCUCAUGCAAUGCGACCACUGCAAGAACCGACAUCUCAUUGCCGAUCAUCUCGGUUGGUUCAAAAACGGAGGUGUUACGGUCGAGGAUCUGGUGAAGGAGCGGGGUGAGACCGUUCAGAAA